Molecule: messenger RNA, 1077 nt
Organism: Alternaria postmessia
Lineage: Eukaryota; Fungi; Ascomycota; Dothideomycetes; Pleosporales; Pleosporaceae
Exons: 4
Coding region: 1-1077 (358 amino acids)
Molecular function (GO): nitronate monooxygenase activity
Source: RefSeq, a predicted model, not a curated record
AUGCCUUUCAACACUGAGCUCACCAGAGCCCUCGGCAUCAGAGUGCCCGUUGUUCAGGGUGGUAUGCAAUGGGUCGGAUACGCUGAGCUUGCUUCCGCUGUCAGCAACGCUGGAGGACUGGGCAUACUUACCGCUCUCACCCAACCCACACCCGAAGACCUGCGCAAAGAGAUCCGACGAUGCAGAACGAUGACCAACAAGCCUUUUGGCGUCAACCUGACCCUCCUCCCUGCCAUGGUUCCCCCGGACUAUGCCGCAUACGCUCGCGUUAUUAUCGAGGAGAAGAUCAAUAUUGUUGAGACGGCGGGAAACAGCCCUGGACCAGUCAUCAAGCAGCUCAAGGCUGCUGGCACUAUCAUCCUGCACAAGUGCACCACCAUCAGACACGCACAGUCUGCGGUCAAGCUUGGCGUUGACUUCCUGUCCAUUGACGGCUUCGAAUGCGCUGGACAUGUUGGCGAGACAGACAUUACCAACUUCAUCCUGCUCAGCAGAGCCAGGCAGUCGCUGGGUGGUAUUCCAUUCAUCGCGUCGGGAGGUUUCGCAGACGGUCAGGGUUUGGCCGCCGCGCUGGCUCUCGGUGCCUGUGGUAUCAACAUGGGUACGCGCUUCAUGUGCACUGUCGAAGCACCCAUCCACCACAACAUCAAGCAGGCCAUCGUCGACGCACAAGAAACCGACACCGCUCUUGUCCUUCGGCGUUGGAAGAACACAUCGCGACUUUUCGCAAACAAGGUCGCGCUCCAGGCCGUGGACGUCGAGAAGACCAGCACAACCGGCAAGUUCGAGGAGGUCGCUGAAUUUGUAAGCGGAAAGCGAGGACGUCAAGUAUUCUUGAACGGAGACAAGGACUUUGGUGUAUGGACCGCUGGCCAAGUAAUCGGCCUUAUCCACGACAUCCCCACCAACGAAGAGCUCCUCAACCGUAUCGAACGAGAAGCUGUCGAGACAAUGAAGCAGAACCAAACGCUCUUCAUUGAGGAUGGAGAGAAGCCUGUCGCUGAAGGCGCUUCAAUAAACAAGAAGUCGAACAACCCUCAGGCUGAGGUAUGGGGCAUCGGCAAGAGCAAGCUAUAG